Messenger RNA from Trichoderma breve, 891 nucleotides. RefSeq lists its product as uncharacterized. Lineage: Eukaryota; Fungi; Ascomycota; Sordariomycetes; Hypocreales; Hypocreaceae. Bases 1 to 891 code for a protein of 296 amino acids. The record is from RefSeq and is a predicted model, not a curated record. The transcript has a single exon.
AUGGACAAGCCUACGAUGCUAUCGCGGCGCGAGCUGCCAAAGACAACCUUGAUAUACAUCAUCGUCGGCGUUGUCGUCGGCGUAACUUGCACCGUCGGGGUCAUUGUGUUUCUGGUAAUCAGACAUCGCAAAGGUCAAAAGUACAGCCAACUGAGGAAGAGGAGCACGACUGCCACCACGAACAACAACCGAGAGUCUUACAGGAAAAGCAUCAUGUCGACCGUUUCCGAGGUGGACGAUGCCCAGAGGCAGGCCAUGAUUCGGAAAUCGCUGGCGACGCGAAGCUCUAUGAUGACGUUAAAUACUAUGAUGAUGGACUCAAGCUCGGUGUAUACCGCGCCUCAUCCGCUGGAUCGCACCGCAUCUCACUUCUUAUACCGUCCAGUCUCUCAUCCGUUGGAGGAAGCCAUCACAGAAGCCGCCACAGAAACACCUACAGAAACCACUGCAGCAGCUGUUACAGAAACCGCCACGGAAACUCAGGAACCUCACCCUCCUCCGUCGCGAGAUGAGGAAUCGCGGGAUGAAGAAUCGUUGAUCGGCCUCAAGGCUGACUGGAAGGAGUGGGAAGCGAGACUACACGAGAACCAAUCCCUCUCGCUCGACCUUCAUCCAGCUAUAGCUCCCGAGCGAAAGGAUUCUACCGGCUCCAACGGCUCCCACGGAGAAUAUCGUCUGGCUAAUGGUCGGCCCACUCGAGCCCACCUCAGCCUUAUCACGUCUGAGCUCGACCGGCGCUCAGAGCCACCCAUGAGUCGGCCAAAUUCAGUUGUUUCUGUCAAAUCUAAUAGAUCGCUGCCCAUGAAGUAUGAUGUUAGACGAGACACACGCUCUCCUCAACGAGACACACGCUCUCCUCAUCAACUACAACAUUCAUGGACGGCCUCUUAA